Molecule: messenger RNA, 2269 nt
Organism: Bradysia coprophila
Lineage: Eukaryota; Metazoa; Arthropoda; Insecta; Diptera; Sciaridae
Gene: CROT
Product: Carnitine O-octanoyltransferase
Cellular component (GO): peroxisome
Molecular function (GO): carnitine O-octanoyltransferase activity
Source: RefSeq, a predicted model, not a curated record
UUGUUUUGUUAAAUAAUAGUAUCAAAAACCUUGAUGUAGUUUAUACGGUGACUGUUUCGUGUUAAUGACUGAAUAAUUACUUUUUCAAUGAAUUCAUUUGUUGAAUCGAAAAAUUUUUACAUUUAGCGAUACAUGGAUACAUGAAUGUAUGAGUGAUUGACAUUCUGGAAUUUAUAUCCAAUUCAUAUUAAUUGAACUGUAGUUUUCAGGGAGCGCAACAUCAUCGUAUCGUUAAUUCAACGGUUAGAAUGACAACCCGGGACCUGUUAUUUUUACAACCAGCAAACGAGCCGAACACUUUCGCGAAAGACGAUUUAUUGCCAAACCUGCCAUUGCCUGGACUGAGCGAAACACUAGAGCGAUAUUAUGAAUCGUUGAAACCAUUCGGUAAUGCCGAGGAAUUGGCCAAUUCCCAGAGCAUCAUAGAAAAGUUCAAAAAUGGAAUUGGACAGAAAUUGCAUUCAGUUUUGCUGGAACGAACGAAAAAUCAUCGGAACUGGGUCGAAAAAUGGUGGGAAGAUUAUGCAUACUGUACAGAUCGUACUCCAAUUUUACCCCUAUCAGCAAUGGCAGCCGUUUUUUUAAUUGAAGCAACAGGCAUUGAAAUAUCGCCUCAAUAUCGUUUGAAGGGAGCUGCACGACUAGUAUACAGUUGUUUGGAACAUUUCGAACUCAUCCGUACCGAACGUAUGAAGCCCACAUCAACACCAGAUGGUUCCAUAACAUUUUCAAUGGCCCUUUACCGGCGACUAUACAAUAGCUUCCGGAUGCCGGGCGACCAAAUGGAUUCGAUCCAAUGUCAUUUUAAAACGGCAAGCGAAGGAGAUGCUCCGAAAAACAUUAUCGUCAUCGGGAAGGGACGAAUAUUUUCGGUUAAUUUCUAUUGCAAUGAUGGCUCUAUCAUGAGUCAUAGCCAAAUCUUAGCGAUCCUGACGGAAAUAGCUAAUAUCAUUGAUCUAUCCGAUGUUGACGUACCCAUUCCAGUUUUGACUUGUGAUGAUCGUAGUUCCUGGGCUAGUAAUCGUAAAUAUCUAAUGGAACUGUCGCCGAACAAUGCAAAGCUUAUGAAAAUGAUUGAGGAGUCAAUCACUGUACUGACCUUGGAUGAACACAGUCCGGAAAAUUGGAAUGACAUUGCACUGCACACAAUCAGCGGAGAUCUGCACUCAAAAUGGGCCGAUAAAAGCUGUUCCAUAGUAGCGUUUCGGAGUGGCCGAUUUGGGUCCAUUGGAGAUCAUAGCUGCUAUGAUGGCACGGUGUCUGUUGCCUCGAUGAUGUUUCAUAUUUUGACCUUUUCGGAAUAUCCGGAACCAGAUUGGAAUGGUGGCUCGCUGAAUGUGGGAAAUUGUGUAACCGAACUCUGUUUCGACGUUGAUGAGCACAUCAAAAGCGAAGUGGAACGCGCUACUUCUUUCGUCGAGCAAACUGGUACCAGUGUAAUUGUAUCGACAACGUGCUUCAGUGGAUAUGGGAAAAAUUUUAUGAAAAGUGUUAAGUUGCACCCUGACGCAUACAUUCAAAUGAUUAUCCAAGCUGUCUACUACAAAAUGCAUUCUGAAAUCGUUGCCACAUAUGAAACAGCCCUGAUGCGAAGCUACUAUAACGGUCGCACGGAAACAUUACGAUCCGUACAAUGUGCAACAGUGGAUUGGGUUCGAACGUUCCUGAACGCAUCGGAGAAUGACGGCACUAAAUUGAGAAAAUUGAGACAAGCAGUCGAUGCGCACAAUAAGUUAAUGGCAAAUGCCCGUGACGGGAAUGGCAUCGAUAGGCAUUUAUUCGGUCUCUGGUGUGCGGCGUAUGAGGAGGAUAUUGACAUUCCGGAGCUGUACGAUGAUCCCCUGUACAAAAAGAGCGGUGGCGGUGGUAAUUUCGUUUUAUCAACCAGUACAUUGGGAUAUUCUAUAAAUAAUGGAUUCGUUGCGCCGAUGGUAAAAGAUGGAUACGGACUGUUUUAUAGCAUGACCAGCGAAACCGUUUGGCUUCAUGUUACAGCCAAGAGAGACAGUACGAAGACAAGCGCUCACAAGUUCGCUAGAACUUUUGAUGAAACAUUGGUGGAGGUGCAAGAUAUGAUAGGUAGAGCUGUCAGCUCGAAAAUGUGAUUUAAUUUUUAAAGCAAAGAUAAUCUGCUCCAACUACUUGGAAGUAUUUAUUUAAGUAUCUAGCCGUUUUAACUAUAUAAUGGACACAGUCCCACUUUCGGAUGCUAUGGAAGUUUUUGUUUUAUAUACUUAUAUGAGAAAUAAAUCUGCUACACGAAAAAUGG